CAGCACGUCCUGACCUCUCGCGAGCGCAGGAAAUUGGAGCAGCGACAAACUCUGGCUGUAAAUUUUGUUUUAACUCUUUUUUCCCUGUAUUAAUUGUUGUUUUUCGACCUCAAACCGGCUGACGAAAGACUUUUCUCGCGGAUAGUGUCAUUUAAAGGGCGUUUUGUGCUUUUAAAGUGGUCGAUUUGUACUUUUAUCCCGGUGUUUUUCCUCAUGGAUCAGAUGGUGACGCGUCAGAAUAAUUGACACUAAUAAACGUGUUCCAUUAAUUUAUAUUUUAAUAGUACAACACGUCAUUAAACGUUGGCUUUACAUGUUUAUUUAAAGGCUAAAAUUAUUUUAUUUCUGCGCUUGCAUGAGGAUAGUUUAGAUUACUCUUACUUUAGCUGCUAAUGCUAACUAGCGCAGGCCGCUAUUGGAGUUUAUUUAUAUAUGUGUAUUUUGGUAUUUAUAUGAUUUACAUGUGUAUUUGAGUGUAUGAAUGGCAGUGAGAAUCUGACAGAAGUCUUUGAUUGAUCAGUGAUGUAUUCUCCAUCAAUUAAGACUCAGAUCUUUAGUGAUGAGUGAUGUUUCUCACUCAUAAUAAAGGCCUCGUUUAUAUUCUUUAUUUUUUUUUGGCUUGUUCUUCGUCAGAUAAUUUUUGUUUAAAGUGAUUCGUGACUCAUUUUACUCAUGUCGUAAAGUUUAAUGGCUUGACGAACAAUUUGCGUCGUAGUUGAUCUUUUAAAUGUGUUGACUGUGAUUGAACUGGAUGCAAUAGAGAAGAGGAGAAGCAAACCCUGCUGAGAAUCAAGAUGAUGUGCGAGGUGAUGCCCACCAUCAGUGAGGCGGAGGUCGGCAGUAAUGGAGGCGCUCUGGGCUCCGGCUCUCCCGUGCAGACGGACUCUGAAGGCCACUUUGAAUCUCUGAUGGUGUCUAUGCUAGAGGAGAGAGAUCGACUGCUGGACACGCUCAGAGAGACACAGGAGAACCUGUGUGUGACGCAGAGCAAACUGCACGAGAUCAGCCAUGAGAGAGACUCACUGCAGAGACAGCUCAACAGCGCACUUCCACAGGAAUUUGCUGCUCUUACAAAAGAAGUGAAUAUGUGUCGAGAGCAGCUGCUGGAACGAGAGGAGGAGAUUGCAGAGCUGAAAGCAGAAAGAAACAACACGCGUUUGUUGCUGGAGCAUCUGGAGUGUCUGGUGUCACGUCAUGAGCGUUCUCUGAGAAUGACUGUAGUCAAGCGUCAGGCUCAGUCUCCCGCCGGUGUCUCCAGUGAGGUGGAGGUGCUCAAAGCGCUCAAAUCUCUCUUUGAGCACCAUAAAGCCCUGGAUGAAAAGGUGAGAGAGCGUCUGCGUGUGGCUCUGGAGCGAUGCAGCAUGCUGGAGGAACAGCUCACGGCUGCUCAUAAAGAGCUGACGUUUCUCAAGGAGCAGAACAGUCAGAAAAAAGUGAUGAUUGAUGGAUCAGCAGAAGUGAAUCAUAGCUCUGAUGCAGCACCAAACACUAAUGGCAAGCAGCGCUUGUCAGACGUCUCUAUGGGGGCAGAGGAGGAUUGUGGGAAGGACGGGGAGCUGCAGGAGGCGAUGGAGAGACAGAGUAAAGAGCUCUUACACCUGAAGGAGCGUGUGGCAUCUCUCAGCAGCCGUGUCACUGAGCUGGAGGAGGAUCUGGACACGGCCCGCAAAGAUCUUAUCAAGUCUGAGGACAUCAACAGCCGCCUGCAGAGAGACUUACGGGAGUCUCUGGCUCAGAAAGAAGACAUGGAGGAGAGAAUCACCACUUUAGAAAAGCGUUACCUGGCAGCUCAGCGAGAAGCCACGUCUGUCCACGACCUCAAUGACAAACUAGAGAAUGAGAUCGCCAACAAGGACUCCCUAGUCUGCCAGAUGGAGGAGAAGAGUCGGCAGCUGCAGGAGCGGCUGGAGCUUGCGGAGCAGAAGCUGCAGCAGACCAUGCGUAAGGCCGAGACGCUGCCAGAGGUGGAGGCAGAGCUGGCACAGAGGGUAGUGGCCCUCACUAAGCGUUCUGCAUGCAGUGUCUCUCAGGAUGGUCGCUCACAGAUGAAGGCAGAGGAGCGUCAUGGGAACGUGGAGGAGCGUCUCAGACAGAUGGAAGCUCAGCUGGAGGAGAAGAACCAGGAGCUGCUGAGGGCCCGUCAGCGAGAGAAGAUGAACGAAGAGCACAACAAACGUCUGUCCGAGACUGUGGACAAACUGCUGUCUGAAUCUAACGAGAGGCUGCAGCUGCACCUGAAGGAGCGCAUGUCUGCGUUAGAGGACAAGAACGCUCUGAUCCGAGAUCUGGAGCACACCAAGAAGCUGAUAGAAGAGGCUCAUCAUGAGAAGGAGCAGCUGCUCAUCCAGAUCGAGACCAUGAGAACAGAACACGAGCGCGGCCGCAGCAGGAGCAACUCUUUGCUGCAUCAUGGACGUUCUCAUGUAAGCGGCACGCCAGAUUUUAGGUACCCGGUGUCCGUGUCGUCAGCGAUGGACAGUCACUACAGCGGUGCGCUGGUCCUCAGGCGACCACAGAAGGGCCGCAUGUCUGCGCUGCGAGACGAGCCUUCAAAGGUGCAGACGCUGGAUGAGCAGGACUGGGAUCGGCUGCAGCAGGCUAAUGUUCUGGCUAACGUGGCUCAUGCGUUUGAGAGUGACAUGGACAUGUCAGACAUGGAGGACGAUAGAGAGACAGUCUUCAGCUCCAUGGACCUCCUGUCUCCUGCUGGACAGGCAGACGCUCAGACUCUCGCCCUGAUGUUGCAGGAGCAGCUGGAUGCCAUUAACAAUGAGAUACGGAUGAUCCAGGAGGAAAAGGAGAGCACAGCAAUGAGAGCCGAGGAGAUUGAGAGCCGUGUGGGCAGCGGAGAUGAUCUGGGCAGCCGCUUCCGCUCCAUGACGUCCCUCCCGCCCUCGUUCCACAGCUCUUCACACGCUGAGUCCUCGCCGCCUGGAUCGGGUCACUCCACACCCCGCCGGCCGUCCCGCAGCCCCAGCCGAGAGCUAGAUCGCAUGGGGGUCAUGACCCUGCCUAGCGAUUUGCGGAAGCAUCGUAGGAAGUGCGCACAAGAUGACAAAGCCACAAUCAGAUGUGAGACGUCUCCCCCAUCCACCCCGUCCUCCAUGAGACUCCAUAAAGGAGCACUGCACACUGCCAGCCAUGAGGACAUCAGAGACGUACGGGGCACUGGGCUGCAGGAUGGAGCAGGCAGCAAUCCCAGCAGCAGCAACAGCAGUCAGGACUCACUCAACAAAGGGGCCAAGAAGAAAAGCAUCAAGUCCUCCAUUGGCAGGCUGUUCGCAAAGAAAGAGAAGGGUCGACCCAGUCCGGUGGGAAAAGAGUCUCCUGGGCCAGCACUGGCAGGUACGCCUGAUGGAGGAAGCACACAGGAUGGCAUGACGCUCGGAAAACUGGGCGGUCCUGCAGAGAAGAACCGAAAACUGCAGAAGAACCCAAAGUCAGGACACGAAUUACUGGAGGAGGCCUGUCGGCAGGGUCUGCCCUUCGCUCAGUGGGAUGGACCAACUGUGGUGGUGUGGCUUGAGCUGUGGGUUGGGAUGCCUGCAUGGUAUGUAGCAGCGUGCCGUGCCAAUGUGAAGAGCGGUGCCAUUAUGUCUGCCUUGUCUGACACAGAGAUUCAGCGUGAGAUUGGAAUCAGCAACCCUCUUCACCGCCUCAAACUACGCCUAGCUAUUCAGGAGAUCAUGUCGCUCACCAGCCCGUCAGCUCCACCUACCUCCAGAACGUCUUCUGGAAAUGUCUGGCUCACACAUGAGGAGAUGGAGAGUUUGGCUGCCACGCCACCCACGGAGGAUGAGGAGGGCAGCUGGGCCCAGACUCUGGCCUACGGUGACAUGAACCAUGAAUGGAUCGGUAAUGACUGGCUGCCCAGCCUCGGUUUACCUCAGUACCGCAGCUACUUCAUGGAGUCGCUGGUUGAUGCUCGAAUGCUGGAUCAUCUGACCAAAAAAGACCUCCGCAGUCAGCUCAAAAUGGUGGACAGCUUCCACAGGAACAGUUUUCAGUGUGGCGUAAUGUGUUUGAGACGAUUAAACUAUGACAGAAAAGAGCUUGAGCGGAGACGUGAGGAGUCACAAGUUGAAGUGAAAGAUGUGCUGGUGUGGACAAACGAGCGUGUGGUCAGCUGGGUUCAGGCCAUUGGGCUGAAGGAGUAUGCAGGUAAUCUUCUGGAGAGCGGCGUUCACGGGGCACUCAUCGCUUUGGACGAGUCCUUUGACCACAAUGCCUUGGCUCUGCUGCUACAGAUCCCUACGCAAUGCACACAGGCAAGGGCAUUACUGGAGAAUGAGUACGGGUGCCUGUUAGCGACGGGAACUGAGAGGAGACUAGAGGAGGACGAUGACAAGAAUUUCCGCCGAGCGCCAUCCUGGCGGAAGAAGUUCCGUCCCAAAGACGUACGUGGACUAAGUGUGAGCUCCGCUGACACACUGCCCCCCAGCUUCAGGGUGAGCGCUGGCGACGCUUCCUCCGCUGCCCUGCUGGCCAAGAAACCGCAGCUAGAUGGAAACGCGAGUGUUCAGCGUCUGGAUUCAGCCACAAUCAGAACCUACUCCUGCUGAUCUGACUCAGGUGAAGCAGAAGCAGACGAGCCCCCAUCAGGCUGGAGUUUCAGAGAAUGAGCAUUGGUUUGGCUUCUCCUGUUACAGACCGGUGAUCCCAUCAGAACUCUGUCCCACCAGCAGAAACUUUAGAUUUGAUGCCUCUAUGUAAAGCAGAGGGAUGUUCACUAAUUUAGCAGUGUCUCAUAUCGACUUUUGCUUUUUUGGUCAAUUUUUUUGUCAAUUCUCGCGUCCUAAUCCAGUUCAACUCUUUUAGAUGUAAUUUAUGUAUCACGAGUCCAAAGUUUGUACAUUUCCGUCUAUAGACGUAAUCUCAUUUUUAUCAUUCUCAAUGAGUAUUUUUAUCCUCUCAGCUACUUAUUCCUUGUUUUAAUUCAUCCAGCUAAAAGUACUGUGUGAUUUAUCUUAACUUUGCUAUUCUUGUAAUCUUUUCCCCUGUUGAUUCUGAGAAAGUGGCCUGAAUCAAUGGUAUUGUGUGAAUAUCGGGGUUGGUACGUGUUUUAUAUCCUCUGAUACCAAAAUCAAACCCUUGGAUAAGCCAUAAUUUGUAAUAAUUAUGAGGGCUAUUUUGAAUACAUCUUUCUACAGAUGUGA
Molecule: messenger RNA, 5156 nt
Organism: Labeo rohita (rohu)
Lineage: Eukaryota; Metazoa; Chordata; Actinopteri; Cypriniformes; Cyprinidae
Gene: ppfia1
Product: PTPRF interacting protein alpha 1
Exons: 33
Coding region: 795-4562 (1255 amino acids)
Biological process (GO): synapse organization
Cellular component (GO): presynaptic active zone
Molecular function (GO): protein binding
Source: RefSeq, a predicted model, not a curated record